UGCUGUGAUCUUGUUGGAUACAAUUCAACAGUGAGAGACGCGCCUUGGAGCGCUGCGCAUGCGCCUACGAGCGGCGCAAAUAUGUGGCAGUUUGGUUCAAAAAUCUGAGAUACAACCUGUUUAGUGUGAUAGUGUUAAAAUAAAGCACAGCUAUACAUAUUUAUGGAAAGAGUACAUGCUUUGAGUGGGAAUACAACCUUGUAUAUACGAUAUCAAGGGAGAUAAAUUUAAAUCGAGAAAAGAAUAAAAAUAAAAAGGAGCAAUGGAAGGAUCAAAUGAUGAAAAAUGGGGUGUAGAACUAUCUGAGUCGACAGCAGACCCGAGCAUCUCAAUAAUGGCGGAAGAUGUACCAACUUUAACCUUGGCUACUAUAUUGGGGGUGACGAUAGUUAUAGUGAUAGCUAUCGUUAUUGUGUUUGUUUUGGGGGUUUUAAUCGAUUGCAGGCAGAAAAGAAUGUUAGAUCGUCAAAUAGAACAAAUGAAACGAAUCAAGAAGCAUAAAAAGGCGAAAGUCCAACCUCUGACUGACGUUCUCAGUAUAGCUGAUAAUAUGGAGGAAUCGGGAACCAGUCCUGCGCCAGCGGAGAUGCUUCGGCAAAUUCCCUAAAAUGUUGUUAUUUGUGUUAUUUUCUGUUUCAUAGUAAUCGAUAGUCUCACAUAUUUUUAUAAUAAAAUGAAAUUCUGUACCGUUUAAUUAAGAAUAUACAUUUCAAGUCGAAGAAAAAAAUGUAAUGAGAAUAUGAAAUGUAGAUUUCCAUUUGUCCGAUACAUAUGCUUUUUUUUUAAUUUAAUGGAGAAUAUUGUACCUAUGAUAGAAUAAAAUUAAUGACUGGACUCGAAAAACGUAUCCAAAAAAUAAAAUAAUAAUGUAGAGUAAAUAAGAUUUGUUAUAGUAUUAGGUAAAAUUUUAUUUCAUUAAAAAUGCAUAUAAAAC
Zerene cesonia (dogface butterfly) is the source of this 934-nucleotide messenger RNA. RefSeq lists its product as uncharacterized. The coding region runs from base 263 to 607 and encodes 114 amino acids. The transcript has 4 exons. The record is from RefSeq and is a predicted model, not a curated record. NCBI's taxonomy places the organism in Eukaryota, Metazoa, Arthropoda, Insecta, Lepidoptera, Pieridae.